This is a messenger RNA of Trichophyton benhamiae CBS 112371, 537 nucleotides long. RefSeq lists its product as uncharacterized. Bases 1 to 537 code for a protein of 178 amino acids. Gene Ontology annotation, biological process: proteasomal protein catabolic process. Gene Ontology annotation, cellular component: proteasome core complex; proteasome core complex, beta-subunit complex; nucleus. Gene Ontology annotation, molecular function: peptidase activity. The transcript is spliced from 3 exons. The record is from RefSeq and is a predicted model, not a curated record. NCBI's taxonomy places the organism in Eukaryota, Fungi, Ascomycota, Eurotiomycetes, Onygenales, Arthrodermataceae.
AUGAGGGGAGCUACAAUUUUGAAAGCUGCAGACGACAAGACGAGACAGCUGAACAAGCACACUCUCAUGGCAUUUUCAGGUGAAGCUGGUGACACAGUUCAAUUCGCCGAAUUCAUACAAGCAAACACCCAGUUAUACUCUAUGCGCAACCAAACUGAGCUUGGCCCCUCUGCUGUUGCUCACUUCGUCCGUGGAGAGCUAGCUAGAAGUCUACGGUCUAGAAGUCCAUACACAGUCAACCUUCUUCUCGGCGGCGUGGACCCCAUCACAGAGAAGCCUAGUCUGUACUGGCUCGACUAUCUAGCGUCAUUGGCACAGGUUCCAUAUGCCGCCCACGGUUAUGCUCAGUACUACUGUCUAUCUAUCCUAGAUAAACAUCACCAUCCCGAUAUUUCAUUCGAACAAGGCUUGAAACUGCUUGAGAUGUGCUCAGACGAGCUCAAACGCCGGUUACCCAUUGACUUCAAAGGAGUAUGCCCACACCUCUCUCACAAGUUGCAAAUAAAUACUGAUUUCAUCCUUGCUAGGUUUUGGUAA